UUUUAUAACAAAUGAAGCAAGUGUAUCGUAAAAUGUGGUCGUUGCGGAACUAAUGUUAGCGUCACUGUGUUUUCGGGGACAACCUAAGGAGGCGGCACAGUGAUGUCUGUCAGAUGCGAUCACAUGGUAAUGGGUGACGAUCAUGGACACUCUUGAGGACACCUUUAGGACUCUCUCCAUCGCCAGGAGGCUGCAGCCCAGUGAUGCCACAUAUAUUCUGGACCUCUCUCUUGCGUCCUGUGGCAGCGGUGGGUCAGAUGUGCUUGCUGUGUGCUGCUCUAAUUACUCUGUGCACCUGCACAACAGAGAGACGCUCCGCCUGGUGGGUGAGUUCCAGGGUCACACGGCUCCUGUGUGUGGAGUGCGUUUCUCUCAUCUCUCCCCUCACCUGCUGUUCACCGGCUCCGCCGAUGGGUCACUGCGGUGCUGGGACAUCCGACGACCCGGUUCUGAUGCCACCCAGGUGUUCCGUAGCGAUUCGACGCAUUUGUACUGCUCGUUUGAUGUGAGCUGUAGUGAUCGUGUGCUGUGCGCAGGUACAGAGCAAGUGGAGGAGGACAGUUUUUUGGUGUUCUGGGAUGCCCGUAUGGUUCAGGAUAGAGGUGAGACAGGCAGUCUGCUGGGUGUUUACACAGAGUCACAUAGUGAUGACAUUACUACGGUGAAGUUCCACCCACGGCAGGCGGACCGGUUGGCUUCUGGAGCUACAGAUGGGCUUGUGAAUGUGUUUGAUCUGAGUCUGGGUGGAGAGGAUGAUGCUCUUGUUACCACCUGUAACUGCAAUUCCUCUGCAAGCUCCCUCUGCUGGACAGGCAAAGAUCUUGACCAGCUGCUUUGUCUGACCCAUGAUGAAGGGUUAUACCUGUGGGAUGUGGCUCGCCCAGACAGCGAUGACACUUUGACCCUUCUGAGUUCGGCUGAUGCUCGAACACUUGUCCAGCUCCCCAACGGAGCCUCGCUUGAGUACUUUGUGGGUGGUACAUGGCUAUCAGACGAGGAGCACAUUCUUUUAGUAGCAGGGAGUAAUCAUGGAGAGCUCCACCUCCUGGACUGCAGUGGGCGUGGUCUGAAGUUCAUUAAAUCCCUCAAAGGAGGUCAUUCAGCUACAGUAAGAUGCUUCCAGUGGGAUGCGACCGGCCAGUCUCUGCUGACGGGCGGGGAGGAUGGCCAGUUGUUGCAGUGGAAAGCAGGAGCGGAGGAAAUCAGUGUGGGGAAGAAAGAUUCUCUAAAAAGCAUCUCCUCCAUGCAGCUCAAAACGAAAGCUCACAGAAAACAAGCUACACAGAAAGAACGGACAAAACUAGCAUGAUCACAUGCAUGGGAGAAACUCUAAAUUUCACUAAGAGACAGUUGACACUGAAACAAAUUGGUUGUUUGACAAAAUUCUCAGAAAUGAUAAAGUUUGCUCUGAUGCCUUUGUUUUCACAAAUGUAAGGAUGCUAAAGAUAAAGAUAUGCCAAAUGGAGACUAAAUUUAAAUCUUCCGCCUUAUAAAAUGUUUAACUUAUUAUAGACAUUGGCAUAGUUUGAACAGUGUUUUUUGGUUUUAAAAUGUAAGUUUUGAACAAGCUGCUACAUAAGAAACUGUUGUCUGAUUUGUCCAGCAUAUAAACUCUCAUCUAUGUGGUAGUUGUAGUUCUUAUGUAGAACAUUACAUUUCUUGUGUUUUAAAAAUGUUUCAAAGUUUACUUUUGAGGUUAAACGCAUGACUUGAAAAUGAUCAAAUUUUUGGGGGGUUGCAGGACUGAACAGCUAUGUUGUAUUCAAGGAAUAGUUCACCCAAAAAUGAAAAUUAGCUACAAAUUUACUCACCCUCAUCCCAUCCAAGAGGUAGAUGAGUUUGUUUCUUAAAGGAUUAGUUCACUUCCAGAAUGAAAAUUUACUGAUAAUUUACUCAACCCCAUGUCAUCCAAAAUGUGCAAAUCUAUCAUUCUUCAGUCGAAAAGAAAUUAAGGGAGAAGUCCACUUCCAGAACAAAAAUUUACAGGUCAUUUACUCACCCCCUUGUCAUCCAAGAUGUUCAUGUCUUUCUUUCUUCAGUCGUAAAGAAAUUAUGUUUUUUGAGAAAAACAUUUCAAGAAUGUUCUCCGUGUAGUGGUAUUCUAUGGUGCCCACGAGUUUGAACUUCCAAAAUGCAGCUUCAAAGGGCUCUAAAUGAUCCCAGCCUAGGGAGAAUGGUCUUAUCUAGCAAAAUGAAUGGUUAUUUUAUUAAAAAAUGUACAAUUUAUAUACUUUUUAACCUCAAAUGCUUGUCUUGUCUAGCUCUGUUUGUGCUCUGUGCAUUCUGGUUCAAGAGAGUUAGGGUAUGUCAAAAAAACUCUCAUCUCAUUUUCUUCUCCAACCUCAAGAUCAUCCUACAUCGCUGUUUUAUCUUUUUUGUAUAGGCCGUUCGAUCUUCUUUGCAUGUUCACUUUGUAAACACUAGGUCGGUGCUUCUGCAGUGAUGUAGGAUGAUUUUGAAGUUGAAGGAAAAAUGAGAUAAGAGUUUUUCAGCAUACCCUAACUCUCUUUAACCGAGCUUUUGAGGUUAAAAAGUAUAUAAAUAAUACAUUUUCUUAGAAAAUAACUGAUUGUUUCCCUAGAUAAGACCCUUCUUCCUCGGCUGGGAUCAUUUAGAGCCCUUUGAAGCUGCAUUGAAACUGCAUUUUGGAAGUUCAAACUCUCGGGCACCAUAGACCACUAUAU
Molecule: messenger RNA, 2684 nt
Organism: Labeo rohita (rohu)
Lineage: Eukaryota; Metazoa; Chordata; Actinopteri; Cypriniformes; Cyprinidae
Gene: wdr89
Product: WD repeat domain 89
Exons: 3
Coding region: 143-1309 (388 amino acids)
Molecular function (GO): protein binding
Source: RefSeq, a predicted model, not a curated record